Rotaria sp. Silwood2 is the source of this 1488-nucleotide messenger RNA. Lineage: Eukaryota; Metazoa; Rotifera; Eurotatoria; Philodinida; Philodinidae. The record is from the annotation of a GenBank genome assembly.
AUGAAUACCAAUCAAACAAUUGAUAGUAAUAGUAUAACAGCUGAACAAAAUAUAUUUCUUACUGAUAGUUUACUGAAAAGAAUUCAAACUAAUAUACAUAAUUCACGUACUGGAGAACUUAUUGUUGGAAUUGUAUCUUAUUCAAUCAUUAUCUUGUUAAGUAUUAUUGGAAAUGUAAUUGUUGUUACGGCCAUAUGUCGUGUUCAACGACUUCGUCAUCCAACGAAUUUUAUACUUAUGUCACUUGCUAUUGCCGAUUUACUAGUUACAACAACAGUUAUGAUACCAGGAUUUAUAUAUAAAAUAAAACAAAAAUGGAUAUUUGGGCAAGUUUUUUGUAAUAUUUGGGUAGCAAAUGAUAUAACAUUUUGUACAGCAUCAAUUUUACAUCUAGUUGCUGUCAGUUUUGAUCGAUAUGUUGCUAUUGAAAAUCCACUUAAAUAUAAACAAAAAAUGACUAAAGGAAUGAUUUUUAUUAUAAUCGGUUGUAUUUGGUUGAUAAGUGUUCUUCUUUCUUAUGGACCUGUUUUAUUGGGUGUUUAUAGUCAAUCAAAAACUACUGGUAAUUUAUCAAAUUCUACUGAAUGUGGUAUGAGACCAAAUCGUAUUUAUUCGAUAAUAUCAUCGUCAACAUCAUUUUAUAUUCCACUUAUAAUUAUACUUUUUCUUUAUGGUCGAAUAUUUAUAACAGCACGAAAACAUUCACAUGAAUUACAAAAACUUGAAAAUAUAAUUAAGCGUUUACAUAGUAAUGACAAAUUUGUAUUUGAAAAUGCUAAAUGGAAUAAAAAUAUCAAAGCUAUAAGAACAUUAGGUAUCGUUGUUGGUGUAUUUGUUGUUUGUUGGUUACCAUUUUUUGUCAUGUAUCUUCUAUUGGCUUAUUGUGAUUAUAAAUGUGUUAGUCCACAUGUAGAACUUUAUAUUACAUGGAUUGGUAAGUUGCCAUUAGUUUCCUUUAAGAAAUAUAUAUCAAUGUAUUUAGGUUAUGCGAAUUCGUUUUGUAAUCCAGUAAUUUAUGCUUUUUCAAAUAAAGAAUUUCGAAAUGCUUUUUAUGAAAUUCUUCAUUAUAAUAAUUGUAAAUGUUUUCUCUUAUCAUCCAAAUAUAAAAUUCGUACAUCACUUAGUAAAUCUACUUAUUCAAUAAAUACAAAAUUUACACCACAACCACAAUCACGACAACCAAGUUUUACACCAUAUUUAAAUCAAAUGCAACGUAACGGACAUCUACAUAAUGAAAUAUAUUUACCUAAAAUGUUAAAUAAAACGAAAAAAAGUGAUAGUACUGAUACAUUUGAAAUGAAAACAUUUACAAGUCAAAGUCCAACAUUGGAAGCGUUUAAUGAACUUGAACAUCUUGUGUCAAAUACUAUUCCUGAUCGAGUAUCCAUUGCUGAAAUGAGUUCAUUACUUUAUGAUCAAGAUGAUGUAGCAGUCGAAAUACCAGUUAAUAGAAAAUCAACAACUACAUUACAAAUAAAUCAUUCUUGA